This is a messenger RNA of Pygoscelis adeliae (Adelie penguin), 1342 nucleotides long. RefSeq names its product SEC22 vesicle trafficking protein homolog A (S. cerevisiae) (gene SEC22A). Lineage: Eukaryota; Metazoa; Chordata; Aves; Sphenisciformes; Spheniscidae. The record is from RefSeq and is a predicted model, not a curated record. Bases 260 to 1186 code for a protein of 308 amino acids. Gene Ontology annotation, biological process: endoplasmic reticulum to Golgi vesicle-mediated transport. The transcript has 7 exons.
AUCAGAUAGCUCAACAUGAACUUUAACCGUCAAGAUCAUUUGAAAAGUGAACAGAACAAUAUUUUUCCUUCUGAGAGCUGGCUACAGGAUUCUGAGUUUCUCUUGCAGUGUUGUCCUAUUCACUACCUUUUCCUAAAACAGGACGUGGAGCUAUGGUCCUUUCUUCAUGUUAGGUGCUAAUUAAGUUAUUUGCUUCAUCAGAGGAAAUGCAUAUCCAUGAAAUUAUGUUUUGUGCAAGUUGUCGUUAAGUCUAUUGGCAAUGUCUAUGAUUUUAUCUGCCUCUGUGGUCCGUGUGAGGGAUGGACUCCCACUGUCUGCAUCUACUGAUUAUGACCAGAGCACGGGAAUGCAAGAAUGUAGAAAAUAUUUUAAAAUGCUCUCAAAGAAACUUUCUCAGCUUCCUGAUAGAUGUACUCUGAAAACUGGGCAGUAUAAUAUAAACUUUAUAAGUUCUCUGGGAGUAAGCUAUAUGAUGUUGUGCACUGAAAAUUAUCCCAGUGUCCUGGCUUUCUGCUUCCUGGAUGAGCUUCAGAAAGAGUUCAUCACUACCUACAAUAUGAUGAAGACAAAUACCGCUGUCAGACCAUACUGUUUUAUAGAGUUUGAUAAUUUCAUUCAGAGGACCAAACAGAGAUACAACAACACACGUUCUUUGUCAACAAAGAUGAAUCUUGCUGACAUGCAGACAGAAAUCAAACUGAGACCACCUUAUCAAAUUUCCAUGUCAGAACUUGGUUCAGCUAAUGGGUUCGCACAUUUAUCUGUGGCGGAAUAUAAGGGUACUGGUAAGAUAUCUGCAGCUCCUCAUCAACGUCUGGAACCUGUGACUCUGCCAGGGAUUGUCUCAUUUGUACUUAGUCUGUUAUGUGGGGCUUUGAAUUUAAUUCGUGGCUUUCAUGCCAUAGAAAGUCUUCUCCAGAACGAAGGUGAAGAUUUCAGCUAUGUUAUUGCAUUUUUUCUUGGAACAGCAGCCUGUUUGUACCAGUGUUACCUGUUUGUAUACUACACGGGCUGGAGGAAUGCCAAAUCCUUCCUGACUUUUGGGUUAAUUUGCCUGUGUAACAUGUAUCUCUAUGAACUGCGCAACCUGUGGCAGCUGUUCUUUCAUGUGACUGUGGGAGCAUUUUGUACCUUACAAAUUCGACUGCGACAACCACAGGGAAAGUCCCCUGAUUACAAUGUCUGACAAGUCCUGGAACAUUUAGAGGCAGUCUUGUUCCAACAGUUAUUCACUCUCAGGAAUGUAAAGCUGUUCUCCAAAAGAAGAAGCUGUCUGGAUGGGGGUUGGUUUUGUUUUGGGUUUUUUUUUUUCUAAUUUUAAAAUAAAGCAAUGUAAGAUGCC